AGUAACACCUAAAUAGGAACAAGCUUUCCACAAAACGUCUCCUGGGCGACAUUCUUCCAUCGAUAGAUGCCAUGUGUCGCGUUGCCGUAUACGAAUAAAACUAAACCAAAUCCAUUCGUUCGGAUUCGAUUCCGAAUGCCCAGAGCGGUAGGUCGCUACUUUAACUGCCCGGCCAUUAAUUGGGGCCGUAUUAACCCCAUGGCCCUAGGCUUUUAGGUAUUUCGGGACCCUCCGACAUCUUCAAUCUUUUACAGCUAUACUGCGUGACUGGUAUUUAGACACUAAACCGCAACAGGCUACGUAGUCAUGUUUUUGUAAAUUUUGAAAACAAUAUUAAUUCGUUUUACAUCCUCCUGAGCCCUGGACACGUGUCUAAUGAUUAAAACGACCAAUAAAAUUAUCUUUAACUAAUCGAAAUUACUAUAUAAUUUAUUUUUAAUCAGUGGAGCAUAAUUAUAAUAAUUUGUUACGGUGAGAUGGCAACACUUUACUAAAUUUCAAGAUGGCAGCCUCAAUGCAUUCGUUUGCAAUUCAACGUGGAGUGUUAACAUUUUUAUAAAACGACAAGUUUACGUGAAAAUAAGAAUGAAUUUAUUUUACAUCAGGUCUUCACAUUUUUUAAUUGGCUCGUUCUACAGGACUUACAUUUGCUCAAAGAAUGUCGUGCAUCAAAAUCAUUGUCGAAAUUUAUAUUUAUUUUCAAUCCGAAACUUUGCUUUCAAUAGAGAUUAUGGCCCGGAUGAGAAAGCUGUACGAUUGAAAGAGCGUAUUUUUCAAAAAAUCGAAAACCCCGAUAAACGAGCAUUUUUAAUAACUGUAGAUACAUACUGCGAAAGGGAUAAAGGAAGGAGAGGUCAUGUCGAAUUCAUCCAUGCUGCCCUUAAACAUAUGGAAGAAUAUGGCGUUGAAGAUGAUCUUGAAGUCUAUAAGAAACUAUUAGAUAUUUUUCCAAAAGGAAAAUAUGUUGCACAAAAUAUCUUCCAAACAGAAUUUAUGCAUUUUCCAAAACAUCAGCAAUGUGCAAUAGAUUUAUUGGAUCAAAUGGAAAGGUUUGGUGUAAUGCCCGAUAAAGAAAUUCAAGAUAUGAUUUAUAAUACUUUUGGUAAAUACAGUUUCGUUCACCGCAAGUUUGCUCGCAUGGCUUACUGGCUUCCAAAAUUUAGAAAUCUCAGUCCAUUUCCUCUUCCUAAACCGUUACCCAAUGACGUCUCUGAAUUAGCCAAAUUAGCUAUAGAAAGAAUAUGUGUUGAUCUCAGGAACGUCAUUAGUGUUUAUAAUACGAGUGACGUUAAGGAGUCUCUGGACAAAACAUGGAUAAUUAGUGGACAAAGUCCAGAACAGCAAAAGCUAUUAAGAGAACAUCCAUUGACACAACCUGUUAUCGUCGAAGGUCCUUAUAUUAUUUGGUUAAGGAAAGUUUCAAUUUCUUAUUUUAUUUUAUCGGCAGAUCCAAAACCAAUUCCCGAAGAUGAGGUUGAUAUUGAUGAUGUAUCAAAUUUAACUGUUGGAAUAUUUACUCCUCCUGCUAAGAAAGUAGCACCGCUGCCCUCAAUUCAUGAACAAGAAGAUAGAGUUAUAUUUGCAUGCUGUGCAACGGGAACAUCCAGCAGGGAUUCUUUGCUAUCUUGGAUUCGAAUUUUACAAAAAACAAAUCCCAUCCUCGAACGUUUACCAAUAACGUUUACUUUGAAAGCUCCCAGUAAAGAACUUGUCACCUUAAAUCAAAAAGAAACAGAUAUUGCCAGCAGUCCAGCUCUACCAGAAUCUACUAGUUGAUAUUAAGUUGAUUAGAUAAUUUUGGUAAACUUCUAGUGUAAAAUAAAACUGUAUAUAUUGAUUGUAAUAUUUAUUUAGUAUAAACACUUCUAGUUUUAGUGAUUUCUUUAGAGUAGUGUUGUUAAUAAAUGCACUAUUCAAUCAAUCUAAUCAAUAGUGCAUUCAAAUUUUUGGCCAAUUCGUGGUAGCAAGUUUAUAUUUUUAGUGGCAAUUUAUUGUUU
This is a messenger RNA of Centruroides sculpturatus (bark scorpion), 1997 nucleotides long. RefSeq names its product evolutionarily conserved signaling intermediate in Toll pathway, mitochondrial-like (gene ECSIT). The record is from RefSeq and is a predicted model, not a curated record. Lineage: Eukaryota; Metazoa; Arthropoda; Arachnida; Scorpiones; Buthidae. The transcript is spliced from 5 exons. Gene Ontology annotation, cellular component: mitochondrion. Bases 586 to 1776 code for a protein of 396 amino acids.